Molecule: messenger RNA, 1497 nt
Organism: Cuscuta campestris
Lineage: Eukaryota; Viridiplantae; Streptophyta; Magnoliopsida; Solanales; Convolvulaceae
Source: the annotation of a GenBank genome assembly
CAACACUUUGUGUCAAUCUGAACCAUCAAAAUAUUAGUAGUGGGAAUUGGACUCCGGUGAGUGAGGUGCUCUGAUCAGAUCUGACGACAACCGGACUCUCUUCCUAUCCAAACCCAAGGCGUCACUCCGUUCCUUCUCAUCACUGUUCCCACCUCAAUCCUAGAGAAAGAGAGAGAUGGAUGCUCUGAGGAAGCAGGCGAGCAAGCUGAAAGAACAAGUUGCCAAACAGCAACAGGCUGUAAUAAAGCAAUUCAGUACAAGUGGUUAUGAAAGCUCUGAUGUGAUGGUUGUUGAUGAGGUUGAGAUGCAAGUACACCAACAUUUGGAAAAAUUGUAUCGAACUACCCGUGCUGGGAGGGAGUUUCAGAAAGACGUUGUCAAGGCAGCGGAAACAUAUACAGCCAUUGGUUAUAAGCAUAUAGAAGCGGGAACCAAGCUGUCUGAAGAUUGCUGCAAGUACAGCAUUGAGAAUGUCAAUGAUGAAGUUCUAUCUAAAGCUGCAUCUAUCUAUGGCGAUGCUCGAAAGCAUGUAGAGAAAGAGGUUGAAGACAUGAAUAGGCUAUUGUUUAAUCAGGUCCUAGAACCUUUGAGAGCAAUGAUAAAUGGAACUGCUUUAGAAGAUGCUCGCCAUCUUGCUCAACGUUACAGUCGUAUGAGGCAAGAAGCAGAAGCUCAGGCAGCAGAAGUUUCUAGAAGACAAGCACGGGUAAGGGAAGCUCCCAUUCCUGAAAAUGUGGCAAAACUGCAUGGAGCAGAAGCUAAAAUGCAGGAACUGAGGGCAACUAUGGCAGUACUUGGUAAAGAAGCCGCAACGGCAUUAUCUGCUGUAGAAUCACAGCAGCAGCGGCUUACAUUUCAGAGGCUUUUAUCAAUGGUUGAAGGAGAGAGGCAAUAUCAUGAAAGGGUUGCUGUUAUUCUUGGCAAUAUUGAAGCUGAGAUGGUCUCAGAGAGACAAAGAAAAGAGGGCAAUCCUCCUGUUGUAACGCCUCCGGUGAACCCAAUCGUUCACUUCUCGGAGAAAACAAAGUACUUUUUGGCUGAGGCCGUUCAUGCUUUUGAUGCCGAAUCAGAGAAGGAACUGAGCUUGUCAAAGGGAGAUUAUGUUGUGGUUCGGAAGGUGACCUCUUCGGGAUGGUCAGAAGGAGAAUGCCAAGGUAGGGCAGGUUGGUUUCCUUCUGCGUACGUAGAGAAACGCCAGAGAGUGCCUACAAAUUACACUGCAGCUGAAGUCUACUGAGAUAUGGGUUCGUAAAUCUCCAUCGAUUCUUGGCCCGAAGCUUACCCCAUUUGCAUUAUUAACACAAACAAGAAAAAAUAAUGUUAAGUGUAAAAGAUGUGAUGAAGUUGUACACAUUGCCCUAUUUCCUACAUGGAAAAAAGGGCUAGUGAAGUGAUGAAACUUGUACUCUAUUGAAUGAUGUGAUUUUUGUUUGUUUUUUUUUAAAAGACGAGUUCAAGAUAAAACUUAACACUUGUGGGUGUAUAUGUUUUCCAUGG